Molecule: messenger RNA, 6606 nt
Organism: Salmo salar (Atlantic salmon)
Lineage: Eukaryota; Metazoa; Chordata; Actinopteri; Salmoniformes; Salmonidae
Product: vascular endothelial growth factor receptor kdr-like
Biological process (GO): positive regulation of angiogenesis; positive regulation of cell migration; regulation of MAPK cascade
Cellular component (GO): plasma membrane; signaling receptor complex
Molecular function (GO): growth factor binding; vascular endothelial growth factor receptor activity; ATP binding
Source: RefSeq, a predicted model, not a curated record
GACUGCAAGCAGUGCUGAGUACAGGGGCGGGAUAAGACAUUCUCAGACAGUUGCACAUGAAUUAAUCAACACUACCGUUGUUCAGAGGAUGAAUGGCUGAUUUUGCUCUGUGUUUUGUUUCAAAUCUGAGGCUUUUGUUUUAUUCUACAAAAUAUUUUAAGAGUCACCCACUUGGUGGCAAUGCUUGUUUAAAUUUCUUUCACUCAGUUCCAAAGAGUGGAGGAAAAACGUCGCACAGGUCGCACCUGCCCUCUGGGACUGCACUCAUCUGUCUCUUCAGUUGCAAGUACUAGUCGGAGUGGAACCAAAACUGCACAGGGGAGCUGUCCUGCACAACAAGCUAUGGGAUGCGUGGAAAACUCCUGAGUUUCUUACAUUUUGAUCUAAGGAUUUUUUUGUAUUAAAAACUGAAAGGACAUAUUUUCAUUUAUAUCACUUUUGGACUGUUACCUGAGAGACUAUAUCGCCUUUUAUUCUCGGCCAACACUUUUGGCUCUUUCUUGGGAUUUUCUGAGGGUAUCAUCGGUGGUGGACAGAAUGGCCCUGCUCAACUGUGCAAAACUCUCAGUCGUCUUUCAUUUAAUCACAACUAUAAGCGGUCAGGUCAGCCUUCCAGCCCCUCUGCUGCUGCCCUCUGAGGAGACACACCUUCUACACACAGGGAAUUCACUCAACCUCACCUGCAGAGGUGCGGCCCAGUUGCACUGGCUGCUGCCCUGGCGGAACGUCCCCUCGGAGGGGGUUCAUGUGGAGGAGUGUGAGCCCCGGGUGAAUGCCCACUGCAGUAAGCUGCUGGUGAGAAACCUGAUCCCCAACGACACGGGGCUCUACAGCUGCAGGUACGCCCGGCCCUCCGCCGACAUCAGCUCUACCUACGUAUAUGUCAAAGAUGAAAAACAUCCGUUUGUGGAGCACCAUUUCCUCAAGCCGUCCACCCUGUUUAGCUACAGACAUGAAGCCACCCUAGUGAUUCCCUGUAGAACAACUUCUCCUGACCAGAUCGUCACUCUUGAAGCGGUGCCACCCUUAUCAAAGGAGGUUGAACAAGGGAAGGAAUGGGACCCCAAAAUGGGCUUCAAGAUCCCAUACGGUCCCUACCAUUCCUAUCAUUUCCUAACCUGUGUCACCAGCGUCAACGGCCAACGGGUCAAGUCCGAAUACAUCCCUCUGAGGACAACUAUCUUGCUGAGGAACGUGAAGAUCAACCCAAGACAUGUCAAGCUGUUAGUGGGACAUAACCUGGUCCUCAACUGCUCCGCAGAGACCACCUUCAAUGGAAGGAUCAACUUCACUUGGAAAUACCCAAAGACGAUGGUCAAUCGGAACCCUAUCAUCAACAAGUCCAAAGAAGAUCCGGCUUUGGUCACCAGUAUAUACAACGCAAUCACCUUGUCCAACAUCACCAUGGACAGCAGGGGCGUGUACAGGUGCACGGCUGAUAUAGGGAACGGUGAGAUGGGGAACAAGAAGCACGCCUCAGCCAAAGUCACCAUCUACGAACAUCCAUACCUGAAUGUGUCCUAUAAGAAUGAACAGGACAGGAUAGUGGUCUACACCGAGGGUAGAAACAAGCUGAUGUUUGAACCCAAGGUCAAUGCACUGCCACCACCCAACACUAUGACAUGGUAUAAGGAUGGCGUCCCCAUCAACGAGAACACCACCUGUUACAAGUCUUCAGGCUACAAACUUUUCGUCAAGGACGUGAAGCAGGAGGAUGCCGGGGUCUUCACCAUCGCCCUGGGCAACAAAGAGAGUGGCCUCUACAGGAAUCUCAGCUACACUCUGGUAGUCCAAGUGAGGCCAAAGAUCUCCGAAGAGGAGGUGGCCUCGGAGAACGUGCAGUCCUACAUGUUCGGCAAGCAGCACCAGCUAACCUGCACCGCCUUUGGAGUGCCCAUGCCCGACAUCACGUGGCUCUGGCAACCAUGCCAUCCUGACCCCACCGACAAAGAGUGUACCCUUUACACUGAGCCAAUCCCAGUUCAAAUGGACGAUAAGGGGAACUACUCACACAACUGGAUUGAGAACAUAUACCUCAAAACUGAACUGGUACAAGGGAAGAACAAGACUGUGAGUACGCUAGUGGUGGGAGCGGCUCACAUCUCGGGGAUCUACUCCUGCGUGGCCGAGAAUGAAGUUGGCACCAGCACACUGAGAACCCUUUUCUAUGUGGACGAUCACCCUCAGCACCUGGCCAUCGAGCCCCAGACUGCCAUUGAGGGUGAUGACGUCACUCUGACUUGUCGCGGCACUCGGUACCUGUACACAGACCUGAAGUGGUACAACCCUCAGAACAACACUGUCACCCCCGCCAACAUCACGGCCCUGCAGCUCAGCCCCUACGCUAUCUUUCUCUCCCUCUCCCUGCACAACGUGUCCAGGAGUCACACAACAGGCUACCAGUGCUGGGCGGGUAACCUCCACAGCAAGAGGGACAUAGUCCAGACUGUGCUGACUGUGGAUGAGAGGAAGAGGCCGUGGCUGAGACAGAACCUGACCAAUCAGGAUGUAAACAGCAGCAGUACUCUGACUAUGGCCUGCUACGCCCUGGGUGUGCCGCCACCCUACAUCACCUGGUACAAAGACAAGCUACCAGUACAGGAGGGUCCAGGUAUUAGUCUGAGGGAGGAUGGGGUGCUGACGAUCGAGAGAGUGAAGAAAGACGAUGAGGGCUUGUAUGAGUGUCUGGCCAGCAACAAUGAGGGGAGUGUGAAAGCCAGCGCUGUCGUCACUGUCGUGGGUGAUGAGGGGAAGCCCAACAUUGAGGUGAUCGUCCUGGUGUGUACAGGAGCUGCUGCCACCUUCCUCUGGCUCAUGCUCAUCCUCUUCAUCCGCAAGCUGAGGAAGCCGGACUACAUGAUGGGUCCAUCCAUCAUCAUCGACCCAGACGAGUGUCCUCUGGACGAGCAGUGUGAACGCCUGCAGUACGAUGGCAGCAAGUGGGAGUUUCCCCGAGACCGCCUCAGACUGGGCAAAACUCUGGGCCAUGGAGCCUUCGGGAAAGUGGUGGAGGCCUCUGCUUUUGGGAUUGACAAGCUCUCGACCUGCAAGACUGUGGCCGUCAAAAUGCUGAAAGGAGGAGCUACGACAAAUGAGCGCAAGGCUCUGAUGUCGGAGCUGAAGAUCCUGAUCCACAUUGGUCAUCAUCUGAACGUGGUCAACCUGCUGGGAGCCUGCACCAAGCCUGGAGGUCCAUUGAUGAUGAUAGUGGAGUACUGCAAAUAUGGAAACUUGUCAAACUACUUGAGAAGCAAGAGGGCUGAUUUCAUCGUUUAUAAGAGCCAGGACGGUAAGGUGGUGACGUCGGGGUCGGGCUGUGACCUAAGCGAGCUCAUCAAGCGGCGCCUGGAGAGCGUGGCCAGCACCGGAAGCUCGGCCAGCUCCGGCUUUGUGGAAGAUAAGAGCUACUGCGACUCAGAGGAAGAGGAGGAAGAGCCAGAGGAUCUGUACAAGAGAGUGCUGACAAUGGAAGAUUUGAUUUGCUACAUUUUCCAAGUUGCAAAAGGCAUGGAGUUCCUGGCUUCACGCAAGUGUAUUCAUCGUGAUCUGGCUGCAAGAAACAUACUACUGUCUGAGAAUAAUGUUGUGAAGAUAUGCGAUUUUGGACUGGCCAGAGACAUCUACAAAGACCCAGACUACGUUCGCAAAGGAGAUGCCAGACUGCCCCUCAAGUGGAUGGCGCCAGAGGCCAUUUUUGACAAGAUCUACACCACUCAGAGCGAUGUGUGGUCCUUUGGAGUUCUGAUGUGGGAGAUCUUCUCUCUGGGUGCCUCUCCGUAUCCCGGCUUACACAUCGACGAGGACUUCUGCUGCCGACUGAAGGAAGGGACCAGGAUGAGAGCUCCGGAAUACUCCUCCUCUGAAAUAUACCAGACCAUGUUGGACUGCUGGCAGGCUGAGCCAGGAAACAGGCCAACCUUCACUGAACUGGUGGAGAGACUAGGAGACCUGCUACAGGCCAGCGUACAGCAGGAGGGAAAGCAUUACAUCCCUAUAGCAGCCCUGCUGUCUAAGGAGGGAGACCCCUCCAACACGGCCCUGUCAGAGGAGACCAACACCAGGCCACUCUCUUACCGCGACUCAGGGAGCACCUGGAACAUUAAGAUCCGUCCAGCAAGUGUGAAGACCUUUGAUGAGGUUACCAUGGAGAACGGUUCUAACGACAACCAUGAGGGGGGCCAGUCGGACAGUGGGAUGGGCCUGUCGUCUGAUGAUAUGAACACGCUGAAGCGCCUGGAGUCCUUGGCCCGACCGCUCAGCAUCAUGGCCCUGGCGAUGAAGGCAGUGAGUAGGAGUAAGGAGUCGGUGCUGACUGAGGGAGAGAAGGACAAGUACCCUCAGCCUGUCUCCUCUCUGGACUUCACCCUGGACGACUCGUCCCUGGAGCCCGGUCUGGAGUGCCACAGCCCACCCCCUGACUACAGCUAUGUAGUGCGCUACUCCACCCCACCUGUGUAGCCGUCGCCGUGGGAGACGCCCCUCCGCCCCAAGGAGAAUCUAUCUGACUAAAUGCCUCGAGGCCUUUCCUUUGUUCUGAUCUGUUCUGACUCCGUCUCCGGACCUCACAGCGCACCGUAAAACGGCUGCUGCUGCCUCCCCCUUUUUAACUUCUUCCAUUUCUCCUCCUCCCCGAGGCUUGAGAGAGGGACACGUUUGAGACGCUUUAUUACAACGUGGGAUCUGUUACUUUAGGACACUCUGAGACACCUUACUGUAGAGCUGCACUUAGCCUGCCUGCUUCCCAUCAGCCCACUCUGCAGGAAGGAGGAAGAAGAGCCUGCCCUCUUCUGUAAAGGUCUCAGCCUGACCCAGAGGUUCUCCUAUGUACUGCUGGCCUUCUCCAUAGCUCACUCUGAUAGCCACACAUACAGCUAGCUAUAGAAAGAUGCCUAUAGACGUAUGUAGACCUAUAGACAGCCUCAGGUAUUCCUAUAAUCUACUGUGAACAACACCAAGAAGCACAACCGAUUCCAGACUUGUAACGAAUUACAGUCCCAUGAAAUGUAUUAUUGGCAGUUUAUACUGUAGUGUAAAUGAAAAAUGUGUUACCAUGGGGAUACAAAAUGUAGAUGAGAAGGAAAUAAGAUGGGGGAAUUAGGGUGUUUUCAUUGAUACUAUUUUAUUUCUGUACAAAUAUUUUAUAGAAUUGAAAACUGGAAAGUAAUGUGCUAUUUUAUUUUAUUAUGUAAUGAUUAUUGAUAUAAGGUUGACGAAAUAUUUGUGUCACAAAGUUGAUCUUUUCAAGCAUAUUCCUCAGGUUGACUUGCGCUAAAGCUCCCGAUUUUAAAAAGCGCCUGUCAGACAGAUUACAGGAACAGUUUGUGAAUAAUCGAAUGUGCCCGUCUGAAAAGAUUUCUAACUUGAGUACUCCGAUCUCCAGUAUUCCCAGUCAACAUGUUGUUGUUGUUUGGAAUAUUUUUUCCCUUCAACUCAAAUGGAGAGACACAUGGGUUGACAGGGUUGUCUACAGUAGAUGGAUAUGGCCCAUAGUCCCUUAGGCUCAGUCUGAGUAGUAAUAGCUUUAACAGCCAAUAGAAUCCCAGCUCUGAAUGGGGUUAAGGCAUGAAGAGGACAGGAGAGGGCAGAACAGAGAGUAAGACCACACUGCUUUGGAUUUAAUAUUACAUCUCUACCGUGAAGCCAUUUUAAAUGAAAAGUUAUAUUUGGAUUCCUUCCCCUAUCCCGAUAUGGGACUAACUCUGUGUAUUAUUGUUAUGGCCGAGUGGAAAAAGGGAAAUUGGAUGAUACGAGAGAGACUGGUUUAUUUGUAUAUGUACAAAGCUAGUUAAAAACAUGAGCUUGGGUUAGAAUUUCAUAUGAAGAGUGUCUAUGAAAGCACCAGUGAAAUAAACAAUGCAUAUUUAUUUAGGUUUAUAUUCUACAAUGUCACUUAUUAAUUUCACACUGAAGAUUUAACCAAAGGAUUUGUACCCGCUGCCUCCUUGACAACACGAUAUGUAACAUUCCAGUAUUUAAUUCCACAUGUAUAUUCCGUUUGCACUGCUGAACACACUAUAAUUACAUUGGUAAAGAUGAAGGAAUUGACUGUUUGUAAUGGAAAUCUUCAGUUACUGAUCCAUUUUGUUGUGCUAAAAGUGUGACUAAAGCUUGCAGGGCAGGCUCCAGGAAUCCUACAUGUUAUCACCAGGCUGGUCACUAUACUGGUGACUACUUUAGCACGUUUAGCCUACGUAAUUACCUUUAAAAACAAGGCUGAAAAAUGAUCAGGAUGAAGAGUCUAAAUGUUUGGAUAAUUCAAAAUGUUUGGUUAAAUUAAAAUUCCAGUCACUCCAGCUAGUGUUUUGUUACACAUAGGAGAGAGGGAAUAGCUUGUGUGUGUAAACUGCUAGAUAAUAUUUUGCCGCACAAUACGUAAUUCUAUAAGGUUUAUUAUGAAUGCUGUCUCUGCACCCUUAAAUACUGCCAAAUGAUGUUUGUAUUGUUAAUGUGGACUGAUUGGGUCUUGUGUCCAUUGUGGAGGAAAAAAGUGUAUGCACUGAUUUAGUUUUUUAUCAAAUAUAGAUUUUUGUACUCUAAAUGUAUUUGUAUUAUUAACCAAGCAUAAGAAGUGAAUAAAUGAAUAAAGAUCGAUAUAUUUAUGCAUUA